AUGAUUCCCUACAAUAGUUUUAUGCAGUUACAUUAUUUGUCACGUGUAGUAGUAUGGACUCAAUUGUCCCAAACAACCACUACAACCAUAACUGAUACAUCACCUACUCCUGAAGUAGACAGAAUAAAAUUCGAGGCAACAAUUAUCAAAGCACCCUUCUUGGAACAAUUCACCUCCGACUGGUCGAAGCGCUGGUCACCAAGUGAAGCCACAAAAGAAACCAAAGACCGCGGCGAGGUAUUUAGCUAUAUUGGUGAAUGGGCAGUUGAAGAACCCACGAUAUUACCAGGUAUCGAAGGAGAUACGGGUCUCGUGGUGAAAAGUGUAGCUGCUUUUCAUGCAAUAUCAGCUCCAUUUGAUGAACCGCUUGACAAUACGGAUAAAACGCUGAAAGGAUUAGAAUGUGGCGGUGCCUACUUGAAACUAUUGACAAAAUCGGAAAAGGGUAUUCAAGCCGAAGAAUUCUCGGAUCAGACUCCCUAUACGAUUAUGUUUGGUCCGGAUCGAUGUGGAAACACUAACAAGGUACACUUUAUUUUCCGACAUAAGAAUCCGAAAACGGGUGAAUAUGAAGAAAAGCAUUUGACCGGUGCACCGUCUGCUAAACUGUCAAAGACUAGUACGUUGUAUACGUUGAUAGUCAGGCCUGAUAAUUCUUUCGAUCUCCAAAUCAAUAAUGUUAGCGAAAAGAGCGGCAGUUUAUUAGAAGAUUUCACGCCACCUGUUAAUCCUACUAAGGAGAUCGAUGAUCCUAAUGACAAAAAACCAGCUGAUUGGGUUGACACUGUAAAGAUCUCUGAUCCAGAUGCAAAAAAACCUGAUGAUUGGGACGAGGAUGCCCCACAAUCUAUUCCCGACGAAGAUGCAGUCAAGCCUGACGACUGGUUAGAAGAUGAACCAGAAACUAUUCCUGAUCCGGAUUCUAAAAAACCCGAAGAUUGGGAUGAUGAAGAAGAUGGAGAUUGGGUUCCACUCACAAUCGAAAAUCCGAAAUGUGAAACUGUGUCUGGUUGUGGUCCUUGGAAACGUCCGACCAAGCGCAACCCUGCUUAUAAGGGUAAAUGGUAUCCACCUAUGAUCGAUAAUCCAGCAUAUAAAGGCUUAUGGGCUCCUCGUAAGAUUCCGAAUCCAGAUUAUUUUGAAGAUUUGAAACCUGCUAAAUUUGAGGAAAUUGCUGGUAUUGGAUUUGAGCUUUGGACCAUGCAAAACGAUAUUCUCUUUGAUAACAUUUAUAUUGGUCAUUCUGAGGAGGAUGCAAAAAAAUUCGCAGAAGAAACUUGGGCAGUUAAAUAUAAAAUUGAAAAAGCUGCCGAGGAUAAGGAUUCUGACAUCCCUGAUGACAUUGAUUCUUCACCCACAUUCUGGGACGAUCCUAUCGAAUUUUGCCAAUAUCACGUUAAUCAAUUCCUUUCUUUACUGUUUGAGGAGCCACUUGAAGCUCUCAAGACAUAUCCGGAAACUGCUGGAAUUUUGGGUCUGAUUAUUGUCAUCCUCUUCUCACUCAUUGGAAUAUUGUUUAGUUUAUUGACUCCCACCAAAAAGCUGGUUGUUCCGCACAAAAAGACUGACGAACCCACACCUGAUGACCCGGAUGCUGAUGUGGGUGAGUCGAUGUGCCUACUCCUUCGAUUUCCUGGUAGUAAAUUGUGA
Ambispora gerdemannii is the source of this 1650-nucleotide messenger RNA. Lineage: Eukaryota; Fungi; Glomeromycota; Glomeromycetes; Archaeosporales; Ambisporaceae. The record is from the annotation of a GenBank genome assembly.